This is a messenger RNA of Bicyclus anynana (squinting bush brown), 755 nucleotides long. It is a transcript of the gene Prosbeta4, whose product is annotated as proteasome subunit beta type-2. NCBI's taxonomy places the organism in Eukaryota, Metazoa, Arthropoda, Insecta, Lepidoptera, Nymphalidae. The record is from RefSeq and is a predicted model, not a curated record. Gene Ontology annotation, cellular component: proteasome core complex. The transcript is spliced from 4 exons. Bases 107 to 724 code for a protein of 205 amino acids. Gene Ontology annotation, biological process: proteasomal protein catabolic process.
GAAUUUGAGGUUAAAAAAUAAUUGUUUGUCAUUGUUAGCUUGCCGCAAAACUUCUAUUGCUGAUUUCUUAAUUUUAUCACACCGUUAUUUUACGGUAAUCCUAAAUAUGUCGAAUAUUAAUCUGCAAUGUCUGCUAGGAAUACAGUGCGAUGACUUUGUUAUGAUAGCAGCGGAUCAAACCAACAGCCACAGUAUUAUGGUGAUGAAAGACGAUGAGGAUAAGAUCUACAAAAUAUCAGAUAAGUUGGUGAUGGGCGUCAUUGGAGACUCUGGUGACACAACUCAAUUUGCAGAAUAUAUUGCAAAAAAUAUCCAACUUUAUAAAAUGCGUAACGGUUAUGAACUUGGACCUACCGCUGCUGCCAAUUUUACUAGAAGGAAUCUUGCAGAAUAUCUAAGAAGCAGUACUCCCUAUUUUGUAAACCUGCUGAUGGCUGGUUAUGACAAAGAAAAUGGACCAGAGCUUUACUUCAUGGACUACUUAGCAUCCAGUGUCAAGGUGCCCUUCGCAGUUCACGGCUUUGGUGGCAUCCUUAGUAUGAGCAUUAUGGACCGCUACUAUAAGAAAGAUGCCACAGAAGAGGAGGCUUAUGAAAUCUUGAAGAAAUGUGUACAGGAAGUGCACAAACGUCUGUUUGUCAGUUUGCCAAACUUUCAAGUGACAGUGGUAAACAGAGAUGGUAUUAAAGCUCUGCCUGUUAUCAACUCUGCUGCUUUGAAGUGAUUUUUUUUAAGUAUAAUAAAGUAUAUUGUAU